This is a messenger RNA of Thermochaetoides thermophila DSM 1495, 2010 nucleotides long. RefSeq lists its product as uncharacterized. The transcript has 3 exons. The record is from RefSeq and is a predicted model, not a curated record. Bases 1 to 2010 code for a protein of 669 amino acids. NCBI's taxonomy places the organism in Eukaryota, Fungi, Ascomycota, Sordariomycetes, Sordariales, Chaetomiaceae.
AUGACGGCGACAGACUCUAGUCCCCGUCUCGGAGGAAUGCUCUCCAAACGUCUCUUGGGAGAGCUCCUGGGAGCCGUCACGGAUCCGGUGUGCAACCUUCUCACCGGCCAAAAGAAUGGUUGCGCUGGAACCUUUGGCUCGACAUCUCCCUCUCCAAUCCCAACACCUCAAACCCAGCCCCCGGCGUCUACUCCUGAUCCCCAGCCUGCCCCUACACCGACACCGCAACAGCCCACGACUCCUCAGCAGUCUGCAACUCCAAACCCGCCGGCCCCUCAGCCACCGGCCAAUAACGGUGGGGGCUCGAACUCGGGCGGCGGCUCAAGUUCAGGAGGUUCUUCCAAUUCAUAUUCGCCGAACUCUGGAUCAUCUGGCUCCAGGCCCUCGAACUCUGACUCCGGUUCUUCCAACUCCAGCUCGGGCUCCAGCUCAGGAUCGAACUCAGGCUCAAAACCGAGCACAAGUUCUGGCUCAGGCUCAAGCACACCCGCACCUUCUCCUUCCAGUUCUAACUCUGGGAAACCAGGGAUUAACUCCGGAAGCUCCAGCUCUGGAGGGGACUCUAGCUCUGGAGGAAACUCCAGCUCUGGAUUCAAUAUUGGCAACAGCAGCAAUAAUAGCAGCAACAGCGGCAACACCAACGCCGGCAACAGCAGCGGUAAUGAAGGGAACACCAGCGGACAAUCCGACCAAAAUCAAGGAGUGUCAUCCGGCAGGAGCAAGUCCAACUCGUCUAGUGGUAGCAACAGUGGCUCUGAAAGCAAGAGCCAAAACCAGCAAGAAUCUGCCGGAAACACUAGCUCGUUUGGUUCAUCGCGGGGACCCAAUGGUGGUGGUAGCUCAUCGUCUGGUUCGGGGUCUGGCUCCAAUCAGUCCAAAUGGUCGACUCAGUCGGAGGAUGACACAAAAGCGGUCGCCCAAACUUGGGGAGGCUCCAGUCCGGAAAACUCUGGUUCUGGUGGCAGCACUGGGUAUGAUAAGAAUGGAGAAUUCACUUGGGUUUGGGAUGAUGCCGAUGAGUGGGAAGACAGAGUUAAUGGAGGGCGUGGCUCGAAUGGCGGCACGGUCGGUGAAUUUCCCGGAAAUAGAGGUACUGGAAACAGCGGCGGCCCUCGCACCAGUGCUUUGCCAGACAGCUCGAAUGGCAAUAAUAUGGCUGGAGUUAUUGGUGGAUGCAUUACUGUGUUCGUCGUUUUGAUCCUGAUCAUUUUCUUCAUCCUGUAUCGCUUUCGCGACCACCCGAGCAUGCAGCGGAUGAGGCACAGGCUUUCCACUCUCAACCCAUUCAAUCUCUGGCCAUACUCCCGCUUUGACAGGCAUCAAUCCUGGCGCUCUUCCAUGGGCGGCAGCUUGUUGUUCACAGACGGCAGCCAUGGUGAUGCCAUUCUCGAAAAGAGCGCCUACGCGGCUCCUGCCGAAAGAACAACGAACGCGAUUCUAAACGAAAAGAGGGGCAGCCUCACUCCAACCUGCGGGACGAUUCUGCCACCACCUGUUACGCAGAGCAACCGAGGCAUGUCACGCCUGUCACGUCGCUUCUCACGUCCACGUCCCAUCUCCGUCGCUUCAGACCCCUUCGCGGAUCAUCUCAGCCCUGAGCUGCCGCAAGUUACUGCGGUGUCCCCGCUCUCAGCCAAUUUCCCGACAGUCAUGGUGACAGCGACAGAGUCGGGCAUGAAGGUGCCUACCCCGCCGCCAUCCGCUCGCCGGCCUCCUCCCCCUCCUCCGCAAGACCAGCAGCAGCAACAGCAGUAUUAUCCGUACGACUACCAAUGUCUGGACAACCGACGCCGCCGGUCGAGGCCUAACAGCCAGGAUAGCAACGUCAGCAGCUUGAGCGAGACUAGCCUAGCCAGCAGCGGUGUGUUCUCGCCGUCCAUGCUGUCGUACGUGUCGGAGAAGUUUCCGCAGCCGCCCUCGACUUCGGUUUGGUUCCCUUUCGCUUUCGCCACCGGUACCGGCCCUUGGAUAUCCAAACACGACGACUCAACUGCGGGUCCCUCCGCCUAG